GCCGCGGAGUGUUUGUGACUGAGUGUCUGAGUGGCAUUUCUUUCCAAAACCAUGGAUAAGGAUUGACAAAACAGCAGUAUCAGGGAACACGUGAAGGCAAAGACAGUCACAAAAUCCAGCACACAGAUAGAUGAACAUCAAGCGUCUCCCGUUACUCACUGGGAGGACUUCACGACAUCUGGACCACGGCAACAAUGGAUUGUGGAGAGUUUGCCGGCCAUAGCAACAUGACCAUCUCGAUCCUCAACAGCUGACCCCAUAUAAAUCCUACAAGGCAGUAUCCUCAGCUGACGGAGAGUACCCAUUACACACAGAUUACAGAAAUCUUACAUUUCCAUUACAGAACCAUAAGUGGAAUGAUUGAUGACCAUCAUAAUGCACAUACAUGGAAGUCCAGCAUUCAUCUGUAUUGCAUACUCACUAGCCUCAUGUGGGCUGAAUCCUCCCACAUCCCAGAUGUUAGCAUAUCAGCUAGAAUGUAUUAACAAUGGCAAAGCCUUGAGUGUUAUUCACAAGUGUGGUUUCCUGAGUGACUGGCACCCUCACUGCUGUUUUUUUAUUGGACCAGUUUCAUUCACCCAGAUGUGUGCAACUCCCACCUCCACUGCCCGUGUGACAAGGUAUGGGGUAUUUCUGGAUGGUGGCUCAGUCAAACAUCUCGGAGAACACACACACAAACAUGGUUUCAAAACCAGGUACUGUGGACAUGAGUGUAGCAUGUAAUAGUGGGAUAUAGUCUAUGAAGCCAAGGAUUUGACCUAUUGCAACAAAAACACUAUAUAUGUUUUGAAGCCAGUGUGUGUGUGUGUGUGUGUGUGUUGCCUCUGAUAGUUUGGCUGAGCCAUCAUCCAGAAAGACCCAGGCCUCAUCACAGGGUUGGCACUUUUUAUGGUCUUAAACUGUACACACUGCAGUUAUCUUUUCUAUCUAUACACAGGUAACAACACCUUUACAAACUUUUUUUAGGAUUUUAACAUAAAUAAAUAAAUGCUUAUCAUGCUGAGAUCUAUUGUCAUACUCUUAUACAUUAUAUUUCAAAACAUUUAGUAGCAGCAGCUCAUGCUCAUUUUUAUCAGUACUUUAUACUAAAGUGUAUAAUAAUCUUUGAUAUCAGUACUUCACUAAAGUAUAUAUAAUCUUAGAUUUAAGUAUCAAAAAUGCUCGGAAGACUCUCUGGAGAUUUUAACACAAAAAUAUUUCUAAAUUUUUCUCCUGUAAUCUCAGGGGGCUUACAGUAUUGUUAUUAGAGGUCAUAUAAUGAAAAUGGAACACUGGGAUACAGACAAAAAAAUCUAUUACAAAAGUGUUACACUAUUCUA
Molecule: messenger RNA, 1319 nt
Organism: Scylla paramamosain (green mud crab)
Lineage: Eukaryota; Metazoa; Arthropoda; Malacostraca; Decapoda; Portunidae
Exons: 9
Coding region: 364-723 (119 amino acids)
Source: RefSeq, a predicted model, not a curated record